Zonotrichia leucophrys gambelii is the source of this 2127-nucleotide messenger RNA. It is a transcript of the gene HCRT, whose product is annotated as hypocretin neuropeptide precursor. The record is from RefSeq and is a predicted model, not a curated record. Gene Ontology annotation, molecular function: type 1 orexin receptor binding; neuropeptide hormone activity; type 2 orexin receptor binding. NCBI's taxonomy places the organism in Eukaryota, Metazoa, Chordata, Aves, Passeriformes, Passerellidae. Gene Ontology annotation, biological process: positive regulation of transmission of nerve impulse; response to starvation; neuropeptide signaling pathway. Gene Ontology annotation, cellular component: perinuclear region of cytoplasm. The transcript has 2 exons. Bases 1238 to 1945 code for a protein of 235 amino acids.
GCCCGGACUGAGCAGCCCUGGGCACAGGGACCGGGAGCAGGGAGCCCCAGCCUGCCUGGGCAGGGUCUGUGAGCUGGGUGCCCUGCGCUGCUGAGCUUGGGGAGAAAUGUCCCUGCUCUCUCAUGCCCUGCCGAGCUCACAGAGGACUCAUCCAUCCCUUCCAUCUGAUUCUGGAGCCAGAUCUCAGCCCAGUGCCCGUGUGCAUGUACCCCCAGCCUGCUGUGCCAGAUGCCACUUGGAAAAGCAGCUCCUGCCCACCCUCCCCAGGGCUGCAGGUUUGGCCUCCACCAGCCCUGGGGAAAAGCUGGCUGGCAGAAGGAUCCUGGCUGCUCCUGUCACCUCCACAGCAUCCCUGGGGUCCCCACCAUGCAGAGGGGCUGGGAGGCUCUCUGGUGCAGCAGAUGUAGGGCCAGGCUGUCCCUGGACAGCAGAUGUGGCUGCUGGCACCAGGGACAUGUUUGGGUUCAUCCCCAGGGCAGGGGAGUUGAGCACAAGCAAAGGCUGGAGGUCAGGCUGGGGCUGUGGAGUGUUAUAAAGAGUGCCAGAGCCUCCCUGGUGCCCUGUGGCUCCCUCUGUGCCAGGCACAGCACCACCAUGGGAUGGUGUCACCAAAGGGGAUGGAGGGUGGCACUGGUACAGGUCACUGGUGGCACCGGGUACAGGACCCUGGUGGCACUAUCCCUCCCUGGCACUGGGUACAGGACCCUGGUGGCACUGGGUACAGGACCCUGGUGGCACUGGGUACAGGACCCUGGUGACACUAUCCCUCCCUGGCACAGGACCCUGGUGGCACUGGGUACAGGACCCUGGUGACACUAUCCCUCCCUGGCACAGGACCCUGGUGGCACUGGGUACAGGACCCUGCUGACACUAUCCCUCCCUGGCACUGGGUACAGGACUCUGGUGGCACUAUCUCUUCCUGACACUGGUACAGGACGCUGGUGGCACUGUCCCUCCCUGGCACAGGACCUUGGCGGCACUAUCCCUCCUUGGCACUGGGUACAGGACCCUGGUGGCACCAUCCCUCCCUGGCACCAGCCGAGCACAGGGUGACAGCUCCCCAUGGCUCCGCACGUCAGUCGGGGAGCUGUGUAGCUGCUGGCACCCCUUUGUUCGGGGGGUUAAUUAGCCUAACCCUUUGUUCGGGGGGUUAAUUAGCCUAAUGGGGCUGUGAGCAGCGGCCAGCGCUGACCUUCAGCCCUUUGUGCCAGCCCAGCAGCGCAGCCCGUGGGCAAUUAUGGCCUCAUUAGUGCCAGGCACCCCUUGCAGUGAGCACCCUCACAAUGGGGAGCUGCAAAUGAGGGGAAAGGCCUGCAUGGUCUCCGGGCUACCGCGUCUCCCGGACACUCGCUGCUCCCGCUGGCCCAGGUAUUUUUGGCAGCCCCAUUGUGCCGGGCCCUAUAAAGGGGCGGUGGCAGUGCGGGGUGCUGUGCUGCCGAUGGGACAUGCCCCAGAGCUGCUCGGCCACAUGAAGACCCCAGCAAGGAUGGAGGUGCCCAACAGCAAGCCCCAGCGAGCUGCCUGCCUCCUGCUGCUGCUCCUGCUCUGCUCCCUGGCCGCUGCCCGGCAGAACCUGCCCCACUGCUGCCGGCAGAAAACCUGCUCCUGCCGCGUCUACGACCUCCUGCACGGCAUGGGCAACCACGCCGCCGGCAUCCUCACGCUGGGCAAGAGGAAGAGCGUCCCCCUGGCUUUCCAGAGCCGCCUCUACCGCCUGCUCCACGGCUCCGGCAACCACGCUGCGGGCAUCCUCACCAUGGGCAAGCGCGGGCAGCCCUCGGGCACCGCCUGCCCCGAUGUGUUGGGCUGCCCUGCGGGCACGGUCACCCAGCCCACAGCGGUGCCACGGGGCGCUGCCACCAGCCUUGAGAGCCCCAGGGAGUGCCAGGGACACUCAGGGAAGGACCUGAGUGCCAGCCAGGGGGCUGCAAGGAGCUUUUAUUGAAUGGGAUGGGGGCAGCGGGACACACAGAGGGGGUCCCUGGCAGGACGGGCUGCGGGCACACACAGCCGAGCUCGGUGUAAAUAGCACUUUUAGAUACCUCCUCCCUGCCCUGGCCCUGGCCCAGCCUGCUCAGGGCACCGCGGGCACCGCGGCCUUUUACAAUAAAUGGUAGCCUGAUGUCA